Ostertagia ostertagi is the source of this 501-nucleotide messenger RNA. The record is from the annotation of a GenBank genome assembly. NCBI's taxonomy places the organism in Eukaryota, Metazoa, Nematoda, Chromadorea, Rhabditida, Trichostrongylidae.
AUGGUCAGCGACAUUGUUCAACUUGCUCUUUCCUGUGUAAUUUUAACGAGUCUUUCCAUCCUUCUCGUGGUUAACUGGCAUCUGCGCAUUGCAACUCGCGGACAGCGCCCACUCUCAUUUCGCUAUCAAAUUUCUGAAAACAUCAGAGUUUUAAGAUUACUCACACCAGUAGUCCUCUUGGAUACAGGCGUCACCACGACUGACAUGGUUGGCAAUAUGUUUUUUCAAGUCUCUCCUGAAUUUGAGGCGGAGAAAUAUAAGUCUGAUCACGGCUACCUACAAGCGUACAUCGUGUUGCGCGUGGCUGCAAUUGUUUUUGAAUACUGUAUCCCAGUUGUUAUCGUGACAAGUAAGACAUUACGGAAAGAUAUAUACAGGGUUCUGUCAAAGGUAGUUGGCGCUUCGACAAGCGUGAAGAAUGAGGUGGAGGACGCCUGGGUCGCACGAGAAGGUCCGCAGGCAGUUUAUUUCAACUAUCUUCGCGAUCAAUGGGCAAAAUGA